Messenger RNA from Eurytemora carolleeae, 4309 nucleotides. It is a transcript of the gene Sec24CD, whose product is annotated as protein transport protein Sec24C. Gene Ontology annotation, cellular component: endoplasmic reticulum exit site; COPII vesicle coat. The transcript has 25 exons. The record is from RefSeq and is a predicted model, not a curated record. The coding region runs from base 61 to 3588 and encodes 1175 amino acids. Lineage: Eukaryota; Metazoa; Arthropoda; Copepoda; Calanoida; Temoridae. Gene Ontology annotation, molecular function: SNARE binding; zinc ion binding. Gene Ontology annotation, biological process: endoplasmic reticulum to Golgi vesicle-mediated transport; COPII-coated vesicle cargo loading; intracellular protein transport.
UGUUAUCAAACCGAAGUUCUGAAUCUUUUUAUGAAAAAUUGAUUCUUUCAGGAAGAUAAAAUGAUGCAACAGCAGAAUUUUGGGCCCCCAGGGGGGUUCCAGCCACCUCGACCCGGAAUGAGACCAAUGGGGCCGCCGGGACAAAUGGGACAACCCCGGCCAAUGGGCCCACCCGGUCAAAUGCCUAUGGGCUUAGCCGGACAAAUGCCAAUGGGCCCACCAGGCUCAAGACCUAUGGGCCCACCAGGACAACUUUCUACUCAAAUGUCUGGAAUGAAUCUAGGACCUAACAAACCUGGUCCAGGACAGUUUAGACCGGUUGGACCUCCAGUAGGUCAGCAGGGACCCAGACCAGGAGGUCCUAAUGGACUUCCAGGAGGGGGUCCGUUAGUGAAUGGACACCAGUCCAAUGGUAUGAACGGACAAGAUAGGAUUUCACCUGUCAAUGGUCAACCUAAUAGUAUGCAAGGGUCACAGUCAAAUCCAUCCUCACAGUCUGGAAUGCCCCCUUCAUCAAUGCCCCCAUCCUCAAUGCCCGGCAUGCCCCCAUCCUCAAUGCCCGGCAUGCCCCCAUCAUCAAUGCCUGGUAUGCCUCCAGCUUCUAUGCCCGGUAUGCCCUCGUCUUCUCUGCCCGGCAUGCCCUCCCAAUCCAUUGGCGGAGCUCCCCGCCCUAGUUUCAACCCUCAAUCUAUGGGCGGAUCAAGUGCACCUAUCACAAGGCCAGGAAUGCCUCCAAUGUCACAAGGAGGAGGAAUGAUGCCUCCACAGAGCAGUAUGGGUGGUCCUCCGAUGAUGGGAGGUCCUCAACCUCCCAGUAUGGGAGGACAGCAACCUCAGAGCAGAUUUCAACAGCCUCCUGCAAUAGGAGGUCAACAGCCCCCAAUGAUGGGAGGACCACAACCAAUGAUGGGAGGACCUCAGCCUCCAAUGAUGGGAGGGCCACAGCCUCCGAUAAUGGGAGGGCCACAGCCUCUGAUGAUGGGAGGUCAACAGCCACCAAGAAUGGGUGGGCCACAACCACCUUCAAUGAGUGGACAACAACCCCCUAUGAUGGGGGGACCUCAGCCUCCAAUGAUGGGUGGGCCACAGCCUCCAAUGAUGGGGGGCCAACAACCUGGAUAUCCUAUUCAACCUAUGGGACCAGGGAUUAGUGGACCUGGAGUGAGUGGACCUGGAAUGGGAGGACCAGGAAUGGGAGGACCAGGAAUGGGAGGACCAGGAAUGAGUGGACCAGGAAUGAAUGGACCAGGAAUGAAUGGACCCGGUAUGAGUGGGCCAGGAAUGGGAGGACCAGGAAUGAGUAUGGGAUAUCCAAGUGGCAUGAAUGCUCCAAAUCAAAGGAAAUCUCUGGAUCCAGAUUCAAUGCCAAACCCUAUCCAGGUUAUGGAGGAUGAUGUGAGGAGUUUCAGCACAGGAGAGUUUUAUACAGAUGCAAAGGGAAAAGUUCCUCCUCUUGUUACAACACCGUUUAUUACUAGGGAUGCUGGAAACUCAGGUCCACAGCAUAUUCGGUCGACGAUGUACACUGUCCCCGACACACCGGACAUGAAGAAGCAGACCGGAGUUCCAUUCGGCCUCGUCAUCAGUCCUCUGGCGGAUACACAAGACGGCGAAUAUCCACCCCCGAUAGUUAAUCUUGGGGAGCUAGGACCGGUUCGUUGUACAAGAUGUAAAGCGUACAUGUGUCCUUUUAUGGUGUUCACUGAUGGUGGAAAGCGGUUUGCCUGUGUGUUUUGUAAAGCUACCACUGAAGUUCCACAGGAAUAUUUCCAACACUUGGAUCACACCGGACAAAGGAUGGAUAAGAAUGAGAGACCUGAACUGUGUUUGGGAACUUAUGAGAUAAUUGCCACCAAGGAUUAUUGCAGGGAUUCUAAGCCCCCUAAACCUCCUGGCAUCCUAUUUGCUAUUGAUGUAUCCUAUCCAAUGAUGAAGGAAGGAAUUGUUCACCUAAUCUGCCAAAAUAUGAAGGAAAUCCUACGUGGGUUACCAGUUGAUAGUGCUGCUGGAUAUUCUAAAUCCAACAUGAAGGUUGGGUUUAUGACGUAUGACCGUAGUAUAAACUUCUACAACAUAAAUCCUCUUCUAGCUCAGCCUCAGCAGAUGACAGUAGGAGACGUAGAGGAUAUGUUUGUACCAAUGGCCGAGGGUUUGAUGGUUGACAUCACUGAAUCUGAGGCGAUCAUUGAUAGUUUAAUGGAGCAGUUACCUACACUCUUCUCAGAGACUAGAGAAACUGAAACUAUUCUUGGACCAGUCAUACAGGUAUUAGAUGACAGAAAGUGCCUUGGAACUGACAGAGAAAAAACUGUUCUUGCGCCGCAGAAUAAGUUCUACAAUGAUUUAGGCCAAGAAUGUGUAACUGUGGGUUGCUCUGUGGAUCUUUUCCUUUUUAACAACGCAUACAUCGAUAUAGCUACGCUCAGUCAGGUUUGUCGGUUGACCGGAGGGCAGGUUUAUAAAUACACAUACUUUCAAUCCGACCUGGACGGAGAGAGAUUCAUCUCCGAUCUUGCUCACAAUAUUUCAAGAACGGUUGUGUUUGACGCUAUAAUGCGAGUACGAACUAGUACCGGAGUAAGACCUACGGAUUUCUACGGAGCCUUCUUCAUGGCAAAUACAACUGAUAUGGAGCUUGCCAGCGUGAAUGCUGAUUCAGCUCUAACAGUCGAGAUUAAACAUGAUGAUAAAAUAACAGAUGAAGAUGGAGUUUAUAUACAGGGUGCCCUACUAUACACCAGUGUAUCUGGACAGCGUAGAUUAAGAAUAAUAAAUCUAAGUUUGAACGUGAGCGACAACAUGGGGGAAUUAUAUAGGAACUGUGAUUUGGAUACAGUCGUCAACUUUCUCGCCAAACAGAAUAUUUCCAAGCUGAUGGAGAGUAACCCUAAAGCAGUAAAGGAAUCCCUAAUGCAGCAGUGUGCCCAGAUCUUGGCUUGCUACAGGAAAAACUGUGCGUCCCCCAGUUCUGCAGGGCAGUUAAUCCUCCCUGAGUGCAUGAAGCUGCUACCCCUGUACACCAACUGCCUGCUCAAGUCCGACGCUAUUUCCGGGGGAACAGACCUCGGAUGCGACGACAGAGCAUUCGCCAUGUCAGCUGUCAGCAGUAUGGACGUGGCUUCAAGUGUUGUUUACUUUUACCCCAGAUUGAUUCCUCUUCAUGAAUUGAACACAGAAGAAGAUGAUGUUCCGAAACAGAUACGGUGCACCAUAGAGAAGGUUAAAGAUGAUGGAGUUUAUCUACUGGAGAAUGGAAUACAUAUGUUGAUGUUUGUCGGGCUAGCAACUAACCCCUCUUGGAUACAGGAUGUUUUUGGUGUACAGACAGCUGCACAGAUAGACAUUGAUAAAACUAAACUCAUAGAAAGAGAUAACCCACUCUCAAGGCGUGUAUGUGAUGUUAUCUCUAAAAUAACUAGCUUGAGAUCGAGGAAGAUGAAACUAACGAUCGUCAGGCAGAGGGACAAGCUGGAGAUCAUUUUCAAGCAUUUCCUGUGUGAGGACCGCUCUUCCGCAUCCGAGUCAAGUUUCUCUUACGUCGACUUCUUGUGCCAUAUGCACAAAGAAAUCAGAGCAAUCUUGUCCUAAAUGUCGUCUUCUUUACUAAAGGUCGUCUUCUAACAUAUGGAUAAACUGGUGUCCCAAGGACAAGCGGUAUUGUCCCAAAAGACCAAUUUUUUUUGUCCUAAGAACAGCCUGAACGUGUCCUAAGGACGUGGUUAUUUAAGAUUGUCCUAAAGUGCAGUCAAUCAUUUUUUUAUUGAGUGCAGAAAUGUGAAUGGCCCAGUUAAAUUAUCGGAAAUUUUAAUUCUUUGUUUGGUCCUCCUUUUGGUUUAAAAGAAAGUUCUCUUCGAUCCCUGAUUUGUCAAUUGUUAUAUAUUAGACAAAAUCACAUUUGGAAGCGUUCUUACAUUAUCUAUAUCGAUUAUCGAACCUGUAUUUUAUCUAAACUAUAGUUGAUAUAUUACUAAAAUACUUUUUAGCAUUUUCAAGCUGAACUUUUUAUUUUUCCUAAUUAUACUUUUAAUUAAAACCCAUAUUGUCAUUACUCUAAAAAUGUGUAAUCGUAUUAAAGAAAUUUACAGUGUGAUAAACUUUUUUUAAUGUGGGGGGGGGAGGGGGGCUUUAAUACUUCUGUUUCUUGCUUAUACGGUUUAAAUGUGUAUACUGUAUGUACAGUGUGUGUACAGUACUAAGUAUAUGGGAGAAGGUUUGAAACUGAGCAAUGAGAAUCCAAAUUAUAUAAUUAUUAAUUAUGUAUUUAUCAUUAACGAUUUUAUUAUUGUAGACAAAUAUAUUUUAUUUUAAA